Molecule: messenger RNA, 2232 nt
Organism: Tachysurus vachellii
Lineage: Eukaryota; Metazoa; Chordata; Actinopteri; Siluriformes; Bagridae
Gene: dbr1
Product: debranching RNA lariats 1
Exons: 9
Coding region: 260-1966 (568 amino acids)
Biological process (GO): mRNA splicing, via spliceosome
Cellular component (GO): nucleus
Molecular function (GO): RNA lariat debranching enzyme activity
Source: RefSeq, a predicted model, not a curated record
UAAUAGAAAGUGCGGGUGUGCUUUACAAAACUGCAUAUACCUAAGGGAAUGACGGAAGCGGGCGCGCAUGCGCAUAGUGCUUGGCGAAAUCCGGUUGAGUCUCAUACCUCUAACGGCUUCUGUAACAAAGUCGCUGUGACGGAGGACAGAAUACACAGGUGUAAGCGUUGGGGCGGGAUCUUAAUGGCACUGAGAGCAAAGAACUGAGAGGAUCUCCUGCUCAUUCCACUUCAUCAGAAAUAAGCAAACAAAACCAGAUAUGAAAAUAGCAGUGGAAGGCUGCUGCCAUGGCGAGCUGGACAAGAUCUACGAGACCAUUGGCUACCUGGAGCGUAAGGAAGGGAUUAAGGUGGACCUACUGCUCUGCUGUGGAGAUUUCCAGGCUGUGAGGAAUGAAGGAGACCUAAAGUGCAUGGCAGUGCCACAAAAGUACAGGCACAUGCAGACCUUUUACAAGUACUAUUCAGGGGAGAAGAAAGCACCGGUUCUGACCAUCUUCAUUGGCGGCAACCACGAGGCUUCUAACCAUCUGCAAGAGCUUCCCUAUGGAGGCUGGGUGGCACCGAAUAUAUACUAUUUGGGUUAUGCCGGCGUCGUCCGCUAUAGAGGUAUAAGGAUCGGUGGCCUUUCUGGGAUUUUUAAAACGCAUGAUUACAGAAAAGGACACUACGAAUUUCCACCCUACAACCAAGAAACUCUGCGCAGCGUCUACCACAUUAGAAACAGUGACGUCUUUAAGCUUAAGCAGAUCCGCAUGCCCAUAGACGUGUUCAUGACGCACGACUGGCCAAGGGGCAUCUACCACUACGGGAGCACAGAGCAGCUGCUAAGGAAAAAGAAGUUCCUGCGUGAUGAGGUAGAGUCCGGGACGCUGGGUAGUCCAGCUGCUGCUGAGCUCCUCAAUCACCUGCAGCCCGGCUACUGGUUUUCCGCACAUCUUCACGUCAAAUUCGCCGCCAUGAUGCAGCACGAGGCAAGGGGUAAUGCUGUUCCAAAGACCACCAAGUUCCUCUCUCUGGACAAGUGUCUUCCUCAUAGAGACUUCCUUCAGGUAGUGGAGAUAGCAGAUAGACCUGGUUCCUCCGAACAGCUGGAGUAUGACCCAGAGUGGUUAGCCAUCUUGAAGACCACUGCCCGCCUUCAGAAACCUUCACCAAACAUCUGGCACCCGCCCGAGAAUAACGGCCUGCACACUCGCUGGGACUAUAGUGCAUCAGAAGUAGCCAUGAUGGAGAUAGUGAGCGCUUUAAAUGGUGAGCUUAGCAUCCCGGAGAACUUCAGUCCAACGGUGCCCGCUUACGACCCGUCUCACCCUCAGCCCCACACUCCCCCGGCCUACUGCACCAACCCCCAGACCACAGAGUUGUGUGCCACCCUCGGCCUCGUCGACAUCUAUGCUCUGGCAGGCCAGAGCGCACAAAAAUCUACAUCCUGGAAAGAGGAUCGAGCAAACGAAGAGGAGGACGAGGACAACCAGAGCUCAGGUAGCACGGAUGAGCCCAGCGAGUACCCCACUGACACCUCAAUGCUCUCCAACUCCUACAAUCCUGAUGAGAUCACCAUCGAGGAUGAGUGGGAGGAGGAAGAGGAGGAGGAGAAAAAGGAUGGAGGAGAAGUGAAAAAGUCUGGGACUGAUGCAGUUGUUCCUGAGGCUCCAGCAGCAGCACAGGAUAGCGAUAGGGACAGCAGCCCGCAGCGAGAGUCCGUGGGCAGGCUUAUCUUACCUCCUCCUCUCAUGUCUUCAGAGACAGAGGAGCCCUAUGAUUUACCUACUAGACUUUCUCCAACGUCUACAGGCUGUUUCUCCCACAGCUCAGAGGAAGAGGGGACCAUGCCACCAGCCAGAGUGCCCAAGCGUCCUAGUGGAGAAACCAAGGGACUAUUCAACCCCAUAGGUAACUCCCCUAGGAUCAAACGCCGCAACCAGGCCAUCUACACAGCUGAUGAUGAUGAUGAGGAGAGUUAGAUAACCAGUGAUCGAAAGGGUGAAAAUGUAUAGACUGAUGCAAAUGUAUUUUUUGUUUAACUAAGAGUAUUUUUUAGUGUUUUUUUUUUUAAACGAGCGUGUUCAUUUAAAUACAUUUAAACAAUAAUGGAGUGCUGAUGAUAAGAGUACAAAAGCUACCAUUGUUGGGAGAUGGGAUUCAGUUGGGUUGGUUUUUAUAUACAGUUGUAUGAUACUCUGUGUCACUGAGAUGUGUUUAUUGUUAACGAUAAACAUUUCCUCAUAAA